GGGUCGGUAGCACUGGUCUGUGGUCUGUAGUCUGUACCAUUAACUAGUCGUUAUGCGCGCAUUUUAAUAGGGGUAGCUCCUGACCAUUCAGUAUCUCAUAAAUUGAAGAAAUUGUAUCAUUGUAUACCACCACAAUGGAUAUAGCAAAUUAAACCAGUUUCGUUCAUCGCAAAUGGUUACUUUUAAUGUGAGGUUCUGUCAAUACCAUAUGGCCUUUCUCACAAUGACGUAAUGCUACUUUUUAUAGAAUGACGCAAUGUUCGCAAAACACGCGUUCGUCUUUCAGCCAAUCAGCGACGAGGAACGAUUACACGUUUCUUUCCAGGAGGGUGAAUUUUAAAUUGCAAAUGGCUGCUGAGGUAAAUAAACAUUAAAAAGUGAAAAACAUGAAGAGAUUUGCAGACAGAUCCAUUGCUCUGGGCUUGUAUUCGUUACUCACAGCUUUUUCAGCGAUAACAGUUACUAAUGGCUCAGAAAACGGUGAAGAAAAUGGACAUUCGUUGGCGUUAAGUCACGAGAAUCGUCGAUUUACAGAAAGUCUUGUGAUUGUUGGUACUUUGGAUGGUAAACUGGAGGGUUUAGACCCACAUAAUAAUGGUAUGACGAAAUGGAAAAUAUCUUUAUCAGAUGAACCUCUCUUGUCCUCCAGCUUGAGUUCUGUACAGAUGCAGAAAGAGUUUACUAGUUAUCGUCUUAUACCAUCACUGAAUGGUGGCUUGUAUCAAUUCACAUGGGAUAGUAUUGAGGCAAUGCCUUGGAAUGCUGAUACCUUACUUCGUUCAUCAUUUAAAUUUACUGAUGGUACGGGUAUGGUUGGCAGUAAGAAUGUUCAACAUACGGGUAUAGAUCCCAAGACUGGGCAGAUGCUGUACUCAUGUUCUGAUGAUGGAUGUGAUGGCAGUGGAGUGGACUCAUUGAGGGAUAUUCUUGUUUUAAAACGGACUCAGAGAACAAUUCGAGCUGUGAAUGAGAGAACUGGGGCUGCAAGAUGGAAUUUCUCUGUUGGGGAACACAAACUUAGCCUUCUAAAAGUUCAAUCUGAUAUUCCACAUCAUUACUUACCUGAAGACUCAAUUCUAAAACAAGGCAUACAAGUUUCAAUUCCUGAGCGAAUAGUAGCAAUUGUUCAAAAAUCAGAAGAGAAAAUCAUUUUAUGGAAGAAAUUUGAUACUCCAGUGGCUGCUGUGUGGAUUUUGCAUAAUGGUGUCCUGGAGGAAAUGGAUUUACUGAAGAUCUCAGUUCCACCACAUUCAUUGAAUGAAAAUGUCGAGAUGCCAUUGUAUUAUAUUGGCUCCCAUGAGGAUCAACUAUACAUUCAUCCUUCAGACAAAAUGAAGGAGGCUGUGAGAAUUGCAAUUGACAAAAUGACAUCCAGUUCAAGCGAUGAUGAUCAUGCUUUAGUUGAUCCUAGGAAAAGACUGAUUUGGAAGCCAUAUCUAGCGACAUCUUCAUCACGCACACCCGCCAUUGUUGGACAAACUGAGCUGUCGAUUCGUCAACGUCCUCUUGAGUAUCCUUUCGAUAAUGGUCAGUAUUUCUUUGUACAAACAAAAGAAGGCGAGUGUCUUAACAACAUCACAAAACCACAAAGUCUGAGAGACGAGGAGCGAGGAGUGCUGAUGAAAUUGAAGAAUUCUGUUUUCAAAUGGUGGAGAGAACUUCUGAUAUUUGUCUUCACGUUUGGUUUCUUCACCCGGCAGAUAUUCAAAUAUUGGCGAUCAAAACAUUCGGGACUCGAAAAGAAAACUUUAACUUUGAAUUUACCUUGUGGCGAUCUUGAACUGGAGGUCAGACCGAAAUGUAAUGAAAAUAAGGCUGCUGUAAAUUCACCGUUAUCGCCUCAAUCACCCGAAAAUUUCGUGUCAAGGUACGAGUUGGAUUUUGACCAUGAAACGUGUCUGGGAAGCGGAGCAUUUGGUCUGGUUUUUCAAGCCCGAAAUAAACUGGACGAUUGCCAAUACGCUGUUAAAAGAAUCAGACUACCAAAUAAUCAAAAAGCUCGAGAGAAAGUGAUGAGAGAAGUGAAAGUUUUGGCAAGUUUGGAGCAUCCAGGUAUCGUGAGGUAUUAUAACUCCUGGUGUGAAGAAACUCCGGUUAAAUGGUUGAGAGAAUGGGACGAUAAGUUACAGGAGGAUAGUAAAUGCCCGACCAUCAACACAGCAAGUCCGUCCUACACAAGUCCUUCAUCAAAUGCAGACAUGCAGUUGCAGGAAAUGUCUUUGAAUGAUCAACUCUCAGAUUAUGAACGACGUGUUGACAUCACACAAAGCAGAUCUCGACUAAGACAUGAUACAAUUACAGUGGAGAAUGAAGACAGUCUUAAUGAUAUGGAGUGGUCUUCAGGGCGCUAUGAUGAGAUUGAGCACUCUGAGGAAGCUGACAGUUCGUUUGACGUUGCGUUUGAACGAGACAAAUCCCAGCUUUCAACAGGGAAUAAUAAUGGCAGGAAAAUAGAUGAUGAGAGUUCUGGAGUUGUCUUUCGUCAUAGUUCUGCUGCAAGAACUGAAACAUCUCCAUCAAAUCAAUCUGGAAUUGAGGAGAUGGAAGCACAGACUUCAGUAAAAGGAAACUCUCCUUCACAUCUGCUGUACAUUCAGAUGCAAUUAUGUCGAAAAGACAGUUUAAAAGAUUGGCUCGUUGACAACGCAUUUAACAGAAACUUCUCACACAGUAUUGAUAUAUUUAGACAGCUUGUUGUAGCGGUGGAUUACAUACAUCAGAAAGGUCAUAUACAUCGAGACCUCAAGCCAUCGAAUAUAUUGUUUGCUCUUGAUGGUACCGUUAAAGUGGGUGAUUUUGGUCUGGUGGCUGCUUGUCAGUCGCCAUCCAACGAUGACAGUGGUUUUGAAGAAUCAACGCGUUCAUCUAACCAAAAUUUGACAGGUCAAGUUGGCACACAGCUUUAUGCCAGCCCUGAACAGGAAGCUGGCACAAAUUACUGCUUUCGCGCAGACAUAUUUUCACUGGGAAUUAUUUUCUUUGAACUGUUCCAUAUCUUUGAGACACAGAUGGAACGACUUGAGAUUUUAAAAGGUGUGCGAAGAAGAAAUAUUCCAGAUAAUUUUACCGAGGAAAUGCCGUUACAGAGCGAACUUGCUGUGUGGCUUCUUGCAGAGAAACCAUCUGAUAGACCAUCUGCUCACGCUAUCUCAAAGAGUCAACUUUUUUCAGAACUGUUGAACAAACUAUCAACAUUUCCGCAAUCUACGACAACUACCGACACGCCAAAUGCCUCGUGAGACCCUGGGGGCAAGGUCUCGAGUUGUGAAAUACCAGGGCACACCAGGGUCUCUUAGAGGUGGGGGGGGGGCUCAAAAUGAUUCUUCAGGUAGACAACGUGGACAUGAGCCAUUGCUGAGUGGUCCCUGGACUCCCUGGACUACUAGUGAAUUAGAAAUUCGUCAUUUUGAUGUUUAUUUUAUUGUAAAUAUUGUGUUGUACACAUAAAAAACACGCCAACAAAGCUAUGAUCUAAAAGGUA
This is a messenger RNA of Dendronephthya gigantea, 3481 nucleotides long. RefSeq names its product eukaryotic translation initiation factor 2-alpha kinase 3-like. Gene Ontology annotation, molecular function: protein kinase activity; ATP binding; protein binding. Gene Ontology annotation, biological process: protein phosphorylation. The record is from RefSeq and is a predicted model, not a curated record. Bases 387 to 3239 code for a protein of 950 amino acids. The transcript is spliced from 22 exons. NCBI's taxonomy places the organism in Eukaryota, Metazoa, Cnidaria, Anthozoa, Malacalcyonacea, Nephtheidae.